AGUUUUGAACGAAGUGAGCUCGAUGUCGCGAUCUACAAGGACAGUACAAACCGAGGAAGACGCGUCUCUGCGUACCCGCAUCAACAUGGACGAGGAUGUGUCCACGAGGAAGACAAAGACUCCACGCGUGGCAACGGCAAGUCGACCGGCGAGGCGAACGUUUAUUGCGGUAGUGGCGGAAGGAAAAUGCCGCGAAGUUGGGAUCACCGGAAUCGAUAUAUCCGCACCUCAUGAGCUCUUGAUCUCGAACAUGGUCGACACGCAUACGUUCAUGGAGACGAUAUCGCUGCUCGAUGCCUACCAGGUACGUAAUCAAAAGGAAAAUGUCCAUUCAACACGUAUAGCCCGACGAAAUUCUGCUCGUCGAGACAAACAAGGCGAGAAGUCUGCAUCAAGAAAUUCGAAAGCAUUUCAAGAACAGCAUGUGUCGAAUUGUUCCCAUCGCACGCAAGUAUUUUGACCAAGCCAAAGGGGCAGACGAUUUGAAACGAAUUGCCAUGAACUGUCUCGAUAUGAGCCUCCUCAAGAACUACAUUGUCAUGGGGUCGGUUGCUUGCAUGGUGAAAUAUGUCGAGUUCAUCCAGGGGGUCUAUAUUGCACAAAAGACGAUUAAGGUUGUGAAACCCUUUGUUAAGUUGCGCAAUUAACUGCGUUUAGGCCGUUGUCAACACAGCAUCACCAGUGUUAUUGAUGGAUUACAACACUGUUUCCUCCCUUGAACUCAUGCGUGGGGCGAAAAGCGGCUCAACUCAGCAAUCCUUGGUUUCGAGAAUCGAUUACACUCAAACGUCAGUUGGAAAGCGCUUGUUACGAACUACGAUUUUACGACCAAAUUCAGAUCUCGAGACGAUCAAUGGGCGUCAGCAAGUCGUUGGAACACUUCUUGACCAUCCAUCGACAUUUUUCGAUGCCAGAGAAAUCCUGCCCGAACUUCCCGACCUCGAGAUACUCAUGGCCCAACUGGUCAUUGUUCCAAAGUUGGCGACAACUCGGGUCUUCGAACAAGGCGUUGCAAGCAUUGUCGCCUUAAAAAGCACGUUGGACGCGUUGCCUCGUUUGAAAACGUGUUUACAAUCGAUCGACUCAAACUCGACGCUCCUCAAAGCAAUUGUCUCGAGCUUACAACACGAGGAAUUCCGCCAAAUCCAAGACUCUAUUCGCAAAGUCAUUGACCCCAACUCGCACUGGAAGAAAUCCGCUCGUCACAUGAAAAUUCAAGGCAGUUUUGCGGUGAAAAGUGGCCUGGACGGCAAAUUAGAUCUCACUCGAUCGACGUUCGUUGAUAUUAUGGACGCCAUUCAUCAACAAGUCGUGGAGUACCAGGAGAAAUAUGCGUUCAACGUCAAAUUGAAUCACAGCGCGAGCCGCGGCUAUCAUUUGUCCAUAGCCAAUUUGAGGCAAGACAUACCUCCGAUGUUUGAGGAAUGCGUGAAAUUCAACAAAAGCAUUGCGUGCACAACGAAACAGUUUAGCUCACUCAACUCCCGAGCGACCGAAUGCAUUCAAGAGGUUUACGCGCUGUCGUACGGAAUGAUCCAAAAGUUGCUCGAUGAAAUUCGACCGCAUGCAGCAAGUUUGUAUUCGAUGGUGGAAAAUAUCGCCACGUUGGACAUGCUGCUGAGCUUUGCGAAUCUUGUGGCAUUGUCCCCCGCUGACCAACCAUGUUUGCUUUGGACACUAGUGAAAAACCUCAAAUUUGAUGUAGACACUUGCCCCGAGGUCACUGAACACGGCUGCCUCUCCAUAAACCAAGGGCGGCAUUCCCUGAUCGAAACAAUGAUGCAAGACCAACCAUUUGUGCCUAAUGAUACUCACUUGGACGUCGUUGUGACUUUCAAUGUUGUCACUGGACCAAAUUGCAGCGGAAAGUCGACGCAUUUAAAAACGGUGGCUGUGAUCACAGUGCUUGCCCACAUUGGCUGCUACGUCCCUGCCGUGGAGGCCAGUAUUGCCCUGCGUGAUCGCUUGUUCACAAGAUUUGGCACGUCCGACGACAUGCAAGAAAACGCGAGCACGUUCACCGUGGAAAUGCAAGAAACAGCCUUCAUCCUUGACAAUUGUACUUGUCGGUCGUUGGUGUUGAUGGACGAAUUGGGGCGAGGAACAUCCAACGAAGAAGGGUUUGCAAUUGCUUGGAGUGUGUCGGAAUCGUUGAUGAAGAAGGGAGCGUUCUGCCUCUUUGCCACCCAUUUUCAUGGCUUGCGCGAACUGUCUGAACUGUAUCCCAGUUGCAGCAAUUACCAUUUGCAAGCGACGACAACAGACAAGAACAUUUUGCGAUUCCAGUACAAGCUUAAAGACGGACCUACGGAGCUCCGACAUGGAUAUGGCUUGAUGAUGGCCAAAGUUUGCGGACUGCCCAAAUCAGUGUGCGAGUUGGCAUCAAGUCUCCACCCGACGGUUGCUUUAAGAGAGGAAAACCUGGUGGUGAAGACGGUCGAUGAUACCAGCGACCUCCAGAACAUGUUGUUGAAGCGCUUGAUGGCCCUUCGUUACUCGAACUUGGACGACAACGGUGAGUCCUAUCUAUGCCUUGCUUGAUACAUAACCUCCCAUAUGCACUGCUAGAACUUCGCAUGCAGCUCCAACAUCUUCGCGAUCAAUUCAUCUUGGAGUGAUCGCUAAUCAAGUACCCACCUUGAUCAACGCAGAGCUCCAUCUACAUUCGUCAACUUGAGUAUCGCAUGCACCUCAUCUGUAUCCACAGUCUCAACCAUAUCGUCAAAGCUUGUCAUGCCCACCGGUACUCGUUAGUUCUCAUUCAAUAACUAACGUUACCUAUACUUACGACGUUGCGCUUGGGGCAAGUCUUUUUGCGUGGUUGAGUAACCGAUGCUUGCUUUGUGGGUAGUAACCCCUCGAACUACUAGUCGGAGUCGUUGGGUGGCGUGUUCAUGCUUGCUUGAUGUGAUGGGGCGGCUGGACAACGCAGUUGACAAAGGAAGGAAAUGCAGCCCUCGUGUAGGGUUUCCAUCUUGAGGGGCAGGAUGCAAGCAGCUCGUCUUGAUAGUUGUGUCCAUGAGUUACGAGUUGGGAAUGACAAUCAAGCGCUUGCGCUCCAUGAGGGUGUCAUGAAAUGAUUGAUCGCGACUCCAUCACGAUGUCGUUCUUGUAUACAGCUUGGAAUCGAUAGAAGGGCGCCGUGAGCCUGCCGUUAAGGACACGAGGCUCGCGCAUGCCACGGACAAUGUGGAACAGAAUUCCGUCUCCACCAGUAUCGCAUGCCUCGUCCUCAUCUGCGUCCGCGACCAUGUUGACGCUUCUGUAACACCGCCGUUUGUAC
This is a messenger RNA of Aphanomyces astaci, 3283 nucleotides long. RefSeq lists its product as hypothetical. The coding region runs from base 691 to 2541 and encodes 616 amino acids. Lineage: Eukaryota; Oomycota; Saprolegniomycetes; Saprolegniales; Verrucalvaceae. The record is from RefSeq and is a predicted model, not a curated record. Gene Ontology annotation, cellular component: nucleus. The transcript has 15 exons. Gene Ontology annotation, molecular function: mismatched DNA binding; ATP-dependent DNA damage sensor activity; ATP binding. Gene Ontology annotation, biological process: mismatch repair; reciprocal meiotic recombination.